Molecule: messenger RNA, 1347 nt
Organism: Notothenia coriiceps (black rockcod)
Lineage: Eukaryota; Metazoa; Chordata; Actinopteri; Perciformes; Nototheniidae
Product: C2 domain-containing protein 2-like
Exons: 10
Coding region: 1-1347 (448 amino acids)
Source: RefSeq, a predicted model, not a curated record
AUGCCGCCCCCCCCCCCUUUGUGUGCGGCCGCUUGCUGCAGUGUGAUCGGGGAGAAGCUUCAGUUCUCUGUCAGUGCAGCCUCCACAGCCAUGCCUUCAGCAGAGCCCUGUAAAUACACAGUGUGUAUCGCUCCACUGGAGCUGCAGCUGGACCUUCAGAUGCAGGAGGCUAAAGACGAGGUGAAGGUGAUCUGGGGGGUGACGCACCUGGAUACGGGGGUGCUACAGGUCACCCCCACCCUCACCCAGGACCAUGCCUCCUCCUGCCGUGCAGUGGCCCUGCAGCAGCAGCUGAGGGGGCUGCUGUGUGCGGCGCGCCCCUCUGUGCUGCUCAGCUGUAGGCCUGCUCAGGCCUCACAGCUCACGGGUGCACGCAACAAUGUGGUUUCUCCCCCAAAACCCCCCCGUGCCCACGACUGGAAGCUGCUGGUGAAGAACAUCCGGGUGACCCUGAAUCAGGAGGAGAAUGCUGCAGGCAACAUGAAUCCCCUGUGUGUGAUGCAGUUAGACGAUCCUCCACAGAGGUUUAACACCUCCGUGCUGAAGAACACAGCCAGUCCAUCCUGGGACCAGCCCUUUAUCUUUGAAUUGAAUGGACGAUCAAAAGAGCUCAUCAUUCAGUUAAGGAAUGAUGGACAACCUCAAGAGAAUUCAUUACUUGGUCAGGUGUCGGUGCCGUUUGAUCUCGUAAGGAAGCAGCCCAAAGGACAGCAAACAUUUGCACUCAUGACCAAAGACGUAGUGACUGGAUCACUUACUACUGAUUUUACCUACCUGGAGCCCAGUGAGGUGAGGUCCUGGCUGCCUCCCACCCCCGCCUCCAAUAAGAGGGUGGAGAUGGACCGUACUGUAAUGCCCUGUGGCACGGUGGUCACCACCAUCACUGCAGUGAAGAGCAAGCCAGGGCGACCCCUCCCACUUGGACUCAACACAGAUGCUGCUCAGAGGCCAGCGACCAUCAGGCCCAAGCUGUCGGAGCGGUGUGUGUCCGAGCACGCCACCAUGCUGGGGGGCCCCGUCAGCAAGGCCCUGUCCUCCUCUGACACGGAGCUGCUCAUGCUGAACGGCACGGACCCCGUGGCCGAGGCCGCCAUCAGACAGCUGCACCAGUCCGCCAAGCAGAAGCUCAAGUCCCCGGUGAAGAAGAGCACCAUCAUCAUCUCUGGCAUCGCCAAAGUAAGGAACAGUUCCAGCAGAGGACCUCACUGGUUAUUUUUACACUUCACAUCAGUAGAACAGUUCCACCAACUAAACAUAUAUCAUAAUCAGAAUACUUUAUUUAUAUAUGGGAAAAUUGGAUUUGAGUUUUGGGUGAUAUUGGGAAAAUCGGGUGACAGUCAUUUGUGA